AUGAAGAGGUAUCUUGAUCUGGAAGAAACACCUACUCAGAUUGAUUAUUUACUCGUGGAGAUGGCGUUAUCGCUGGAGGAAAGCCCACUGCGUAUCGUGAAAUAUCUGGUGGAACUCUAUGAGAUCGGGGGGGCGUAUAACGUGGUCGCCGGACUGCACACACUGCUACUUGCACACUACAGGAUUGACUCAAAGGCGAUGUGUCACGCAUGGAUGGAACUGAAAUUGCACCCACAAUAUGUUCUCGAUAUGCUUGUUUUGAGUAUGGAUCAGCUAAACAUUGAAUUAGAACUGGUCGUCGUAUCGGUGUGGUUAAGGUACGUUGACCUGUACCGAAAGAAGUACCCGCGAACUUAUAGUGCCGAAGACGCGUUGAAACAUUUGUUUCGCAACAAGGGAGCCGUAGAAGUGGAGAAGAUUAUUGGAAAGAUCCCGGAUGUCGGUAAAAAUAAGAUGGUCAAAAGACAGCUGCUCAAACUAUACCAUGCCGCUGUGACGAGUGAACAGGAUAUGGAUACGAAGAGUCGGUUCUACAGGCAUUUGAAGGAUUGGUUCGAGAGGUUAUUCGACGCCCAUUGGUUCUUCAGGCAUCUGAGGGAUUGGUUCAAGAGUAUAUUUUAA
Messenger RNA from Peronospora matthiolae, 621 nucleotides. Lineage: Eukaryota; Oomycota; Peronosporomycetes; Peronosporales; Peronosporaceae. The record is from the annotation of a GenBank genome assembly.